AUGUUCUUUCAACAAAAGCUGGUACUUUUAUUGAUACUAAUAGCUUCUUUAAGUAAUUAUUUGGACUGUGAGAUUAAUCCAAAUCCCAGAAAUUAUGGACAAUCAAAAUAUAGAAAAAAUAUUCAUGGUAGUUUACCAAGAUUCACUUAUACAUCAACGAAUCAAAGUUACAGAGAAGGAGCAGCAGUAACAAUUAAUUGUGAAGUUACUGGUGAUCCAUCUCCAUCUGUUUCAUGGGUUUUUAAUGGUAAACAAAUUUUUGACUCAAGAAAACAUCAAAUACAAAAGAGAAACACUCAACUUACUAUUUAUCCAUUUUUGGAUUCUGAUGUUGGAAGAUAUACAUGUAUUGCUAUGAAUCGUUUUGGAAGUAUUUCACAUAGUAUUGAUUUAAAAAUCAUAGUAUCUGUUCCACCAUUCAUUACUGAAGGUCCACAAUCACAAAAAGUUAAACCAUCUGAACGUGUGGUACUUCGUUGUAAAGCAAAAGGUGAACCAAAACCUCGUAUCACAUGGUUUUUUGAGGGUUCAGAAAUUCAAAAUUUAGCAGGACAUUUCCAGGCAUCUCAUGAUGAGACUGAACUUAUUAUUUCUCAUAUAACACGACAAGAUAAUGGUGUUUUUACAUGUAUGGCUGGAAAUGAUGUUGGUGCAAUGACAGCAGAUGCAACAAUAACAGUUGAAUCUCCUACAUUAAGUAGAAUAGACUAUUCAUUAGAUGAUUCUAAACUUUCAGAGAUUGUUAAACAGGCUACUGAAAAUGUUGACAAAGCUAUUGCUGAAACUCAACGUGAUUUAAAAUAUUCUAUGACUAAUCCUCAUUCUCUUAUAAAAUUAUUUAAAUUUGCUGCACCCAGAGCACUUGAAAUUACUAAAGCAAGAGAAGUUUAUGAAGAAUCUUUAAGAUUAAUUGAAAAACAUGUUGAGGAUGGUUUAAGAUUACCAAUACAUGAAUUACCAACAAAUGUUUCAUAUGAAUCAGUAUUAGCAGUUUCUCAUAUUCAAACAUUAAUGGAAUUAUCAGGUUGUAUGAAUGGUCAAUUUAGAGAAACAUGUGAUAAAAAUAUGUGUUUUCACAUGAAAUAUCGUUCAUAUGAUGGACAGUGUAAUAAUUUUGAUAAACCUAUGUGGGGUGUAUCCCAAAUGCCAUUCCUUCGUCUCUUACCUCCAAUAUAUGAGAAUGGUUUCAAUACUCCUGUUGGUUGGGAAAAAGAAAAGUUAUACUUUGGUUUUAAAAAGCCAAAUGCUAGAUUAGUUUCUAAAGAAGUUAUAUCUUCUGAACAAAUCACACCUCAUUUCCGUUACACCUCUUUAUUAAUGCAAUGGGGACAAUUUUUAGAUCACGACAUUACAUUUAAAGCACCUGCUUUGUCAAGAAAAGUUUAUUCUACAGGAGGAAUUUGUAAUAGAACAUGUGAAAAUAUAACUCCAUGUUUUAAUAUAAUAUUACCACCUGGUGAUCCUAAACUUAAAAAUGCUAGAGGUAAAUUUCCAUGUAUGGAAUUUGAUAGAAGUGCUGCUGUUUGUGGUUCCGGUGAAACAUCACCCAUUUUUCAACGUGUAACAUAUAGAGAACAGGUUAAUAUUAUAACAUCUUUUAUUGAUGGGUCAGUUGUAUAUGGAUCAACAGAAGUUGAUGCAAUUAAUUUAAGAGAUUUAUAUAAUGAUCAUGGGCUUUUACGUUUUGAUAUUGUUUCUGGGGCAGAGAAACCAUAUUUACCAUUUGAAAGAGAUAGUGAUAUGGAAUGUAGAAGAAAUGUAUCAGAAGAUAAUCCUAUUCGAUGCUUCUUAGCAGGAGAUUUUAGAGCAAAUGAACAAUUAGGAUUAACUUCUUUACAUACAAUUUUCCUUCGAGAACAUAAUAGAAUUGCUGGAAAAUUUGUCCAAAUUAAUCCUGAUUGGGAUGGUGAAAAAAUUUAUCAAGAAACAAGAAAGAUUAUUGGAGCUAUUAUUCAACAUAUAACUUAUGAAGAUUGGUUACCAAAAGUUUUAGGAAAUGAUGGAAUGAAACAUUAUUUAGGAGAAUAUAAAGGAUAUGAUAAUACUGUUAAUCCAGGUAUAACUAAUGCAUUUGCCACAGCUGCCUUUAGAUUUGGACAUACAUUAAUUAAUCCAAAAUUAAUGAGACUUGAUGAAAAUUUUAAACCUAUUCCCCAAGGACAUAUUUCACUUCAUGAGGCAAUAUUUGCACCUGAAAGACUUUUAUCUGAAGGUGGAAUUGAUCCAAUUAUUAGAGGUCUUUUUGCUACACCAAUGAAACUUCCAAGAUCUGACCAAAUAUUAAAUAAAGAACUUACUGAAUUAUUAUUCCAUAAAGAAUCUGAAGUUCCAUUAGAUUUAGCUGCCAUGAAUAUACAAAGAGGUAGAGAUCAUGCUCUUCCUGGUUAUAUUGAAUAUAGACGUUUCUGUAAUUUGUCAGUUCCAAAUACUUUUGAAGAUAUGAUAUCAUAUGUCACUGAUCGAAAAGUUUUACCAAAAUUAAAAGAACUUUAUGGUCAUCCAGGAAAUGUUGAUCUUUGGGUUGGUGGUGUUAUAGAAAAAAAACUUCCGGAUGCCUUAGUAGGUCCAACAUUUUCAUGUAUUAUUGGAGAACAAUUUAAAAGAUUAAGAGAUGGUGAUCGUUUCUUUUAUUUAAAUGAUGGAGUUUUUUCACAAUUACAAAUUAAUGAAAUAAAAAAAUAUACAAUUUCUAAAAUUAUUUGUAAUAAUGGUGAUAAAAUUGAUAGAAUUCAAAGAGAUUCAUUUGUACAUGUUGGUGAGAAAAAAUCAUCCUACCAAAGAUGUGAAGAACUUCCAGAUUUAAAUAUUCAUAUGUGGAGUAGUUGUUGUGAUGGAACAUGUAGCAACAACAUUGAUUCUUCUAAUUUAAAAAGAAAAAAACGAAAUGAGCAUAUGUAUGGAGGAAGAAAUUAA
Messenger RNA from Strongyloides ratti, 2913 nucleotides. RefSeq names its product Peroxidasin-like protein. Gene Ontology annotation, molecular function: heme binding; peroxidase activity. The transcript is spliced from 2 exons. Lineage: Eukaryota; Metazoa; Nematoda; Chromadorea; Rhabditida; Strongyloididae. The record is from RefSeq and is a predicted model, not a curated record. Gene Ontology annotation, biological process: response to oxidative stress. The coding region runs from base 1 to 2913 and encodes 970 amino acids.